Schistosoma turkestanicum is the source of this 273-nucleotide messenger RNA. The record is from the annotation of a GenBank genome assembly. NCBI's taxonomy places the organism in Eukaryota, Metazoa, Platyhelminthes, Trematoda, Strigeidida, Schistosomatidae.
AUGCCAAUUGAUAUACCAUUAUCACUGAAAGAAUCGAUCAAAAUAUCAUCAACAACAUAUAACAUUUCACCUAAUUUUAAUAUAGCUAACAUUUUAUCAACUCAUUAUGAACAGAAUGAAUCAAAUCAACAACAAAAUAAUGAGGAUAAACAAAUGUUUAAUAUUAAUAAAAAUGAUCAUAUUGUUCAAAUGAAUACAUCUGAUACAACAUUUUUAAAUAAUGGUGAGUCAUCAGAUUAUUAUCCCAUUGAUGUUCAAGGAUUCAAUGUGUAA